Molecule: messenger RNA, 2352 nt
Organism: Diversispora eburnea
Lineage: Eukaryota; Fungi; Glomeromycota; Glomeromycetes; Diversisporales; Diversisporaceae
Source: the annotation of a GenBank genome assembly
AUGUCUCAACAAAAUACCGAAAAAAGAAUUAGUCUUCAUUCCGUACAUUCGGAAACAAUAUUAUCCACUAUUGACGAAGAAACAUAUAUUAAAGUCAAUGAUAAUAUUCAGAAAAAUUCUUAUAAAAUUCGUUUGGAAUCAACAAAGAAUUCACGAUUAGCAAUAAAAAAAAUUUGGAAUAGCGAAUUUAUUGAAGCAGAAGAGAUUUUAAAAAAACAUAAAGAAGGAAUUCCUAGAUGGAAUGUUACUUACGCGGAAUUGAAAUUAAUUAAACAAUUAAUGACUGGUCAACCUGUUGAAAAUAAUGAAUCUCCUGAAUUAACAAAUGCUUUAGCAGAAGCUGAAAAAUUGGCUAAUAAAGUUGUUGAAAAUAAAGAUGAAUUUGUGAAAGAUGAAACAACAUUAAGAACUAAUUAUCGAUGGGAUUGUGAAUUAGCAUUAGCAGAUAUUCUUUUAUUUCGUUCUGUUUUACAAUUGAUUGGUGGUAGUGAAAUUAAAGGUGCUUUUAAUUUACGUCGAGCUUGGAAAACUUAUUGUAAAGUCAGAGAUGAAAUUACUCAAAUUAAAGUUGACACUGCUAAUAAUGAUUCAAGUAGAAGAAGUAGUAUUACAAGUAUCGUGGGAUUUGGUAGUAAAGAAACUUCAAAUGGUCUUCAAUCGAUAGAUAUUGAUCUUGAUAUUAAAGAUUGUCUUGAAUUUGGUCUUGGUUUAUUUAAUUUUAUUGUUUCAAUAGUUCCUAGUUCUUUCUUUUCUGUUAUGAGAACUUUUGGAUUUAAUGCCGAUCGUGAACAAGCCAUCCGAAUGUUAGAAAAUUGUAGUGGCAUUAGAGUUCCAUUUGCAUCAUUACUUCUCCUUGAAAAUUACCUUUUCCUUCCACAUGGUCUUGCUGAUUCCACUCCUUCAUUAUCAAGAGCUGGUGAAAUUGUUGAAGAUUGUGUCGCAAAAUACCCGAAUAGUUCCCCAUUUCUUUUUAUGGCAAGUCAACAAGCUCGUAAAACUGGAAAGAUAAGAGAAGCUAUAAAUUAUAUAAUGACAAGUAUUAAUAGUUGUGAAAAUGUUGGAGUUACCAGUACAAAUCACAGAUUUGAAAUGGGAAUGACUUAUUUAAUUAAUUUAGAUUUUUCUACUGCCAAAGAUAUAUUUGAAUUACUUUUCUAUGGUAAUACUAUUGUCUUCACUGGUAAGAAAGGUUCUAUACGUCUUAAAGGUUCUACUCAUGGUUCAACUCGAUUUUUAUCAAAAAAGAAUACCACGAAAAAAGAUAAAUCUUUCCUUCAACUAUUUGAAUUUGAGUUAAGACCAUUUUGUGGAUUAUGCUUAGCUGGAACUAGUGCAAGUGGAAUUGUAAGAUUUGGAACUGGAGGUGGUGACAAAAAAGAACAAAAGACAAAUCGUUAUAACAAAUUUGCUAGUCGGCAUUCUGCUAAAGAUGUUCGUAAAAAUGAUGUAUCCCCAUUCUUAUUAUUUGUCAUUCUUUAUUUUCGACGAGAUCUUUUUUAUAUGCCUUUGGAAUUAAAAAAAAGGUGGUCAGAAAUGUUAGAAACUACUUGGGAGAAAAUUAAAAAACCUACGGAUCCUGAUACCAAUGCAAUUUAUUUAUUACUACGUGGAUUUUUUGAAAAGUUUUUGAACUCUGAUCCUGUUGAAGCCCAAACAUCAUUUAUUGAUUGUUUGGCUUUAGAAGCUGGUGUUAUUAAUGAUACUUGGGUUAUUCCUCAUUGCAGAUAUGAAUUUGGUGAAUUGCUUUAUAAACAAUUUGGUAACGAAGAAGCUGCAAUGGAACAAUUUAAUUGGAUUCUUAAAGGACAAAGACCAUUAUCUCGAACCAGUGGUUUAAUUUCUAGUAGACGAGAAAGUAAUUCUAGCAUAACAUCACUCACAGCAGAUUUAUCAUCAAAUAAUAAUCCCGAAAGAUUUAAGAAAUAUGAAUUUUCUAGAAGUCUUAAAAAUCGGUGUACCGCUGCGGUAGAUCAAAUUCGUAAUGUACAAGAACAAAACCUACAAAGACAAUUAUCAGAACAAAAGAUUCAAUCAAUUAAUACCACGAAUAAUAAUGAUAAUUUCAAGAAUAAUGAUAAUAAAACUGAAAAUAAUAAUAAUCCUUAUCAGAAUAACGAAGGAUUUGGAAUAUCACAAUUUAAAUUUAAGAAACGACAUAAACCAAGAUCGUUGAGUUUACCUCAAAAUGAAAUUGAAAUAAAGAAAGAAAAUGUUAUCAAUUCUAAUAAUAAUGAGAGUAACAAUGAGAAUAAUAGUAAGGAGAAUAAUAGUAAUAAUGAAAGUAAGAAUAAUGGAAAUAAGAGCAAUAAUAAAGGAUUAAAGAAAUUAGUCGGAUUUAAAUUUCGAAAAUAA